Rangifer tarandus platyrhynchus (Svalbard reindeer) is the source of this 1785-nucleotide messenger RNA. NCBI's taxonomy places the organism in Eukaryota, Metazoa, Chordata, Mammalia, Artiodactyla, Cervidae. The record is from the annotation of a GenBank genome assembly.
AUGGCUGUGGCCACAGCUCCAAAGCAAGCCUGGCCCCCAUGGCCCCCGGUCUUCUUCCUGCUCCUCCUGCCGGCGGUGGGGAGCAGCGGCACCUGCCCCACUGUGUGUGACUGCACCUCCCACCCCCAGGCCGUGCUGUGCGCCCACCGGCGACUGGAGGCUGUCCCGGGGGGACUCCCACGAGACACCGAGCUCCUGGACCUGAGUGGGAACCGCCUGUGGGGGCUUCAGCAGGGAAUGCUCUCCCGCCUGGGCCAGCUCCGGGAGCUCGACCUGAGCUACAACCAGCUCUCCACCCUGGAGCCGGGGGCCUUCCAUGGCCUGCACAGCCUACUCAUCCUGAGGCUGCAGGGCAACCGGCUGCGAAUCAUGGGACCGGGGGUCUUCUCGGGCCUGUCCGCCCUCACACUGCUGGACCUUCGCCUCAACCAGAUUGUCCUCUUCCUUGACGGCGCUUUCAGGGAGCUAGGCAGCCUCCAGCAGCUGGAGGUUGGGGACAACCACCUGGUGUUUGUGGCUCCGGGAGCCUUUGCCGGGUUGGCCAAGCUGAGCACCCUCACCCUGGAGCGCUGCAACCUCAGCACCGUGCCUGGCCCAGCCCUGGCCCGUCUCCCGGCACUGGGGGCCCUGAGGCUCCGAGAACUGGACAUCGGGAGGCUGCCGGCGGGGGCGCUGCGGGGGCUGGGGCAGCUAAGGGAGCUGGAGAUCCACCACUGGCCAUCUCUGGAGGCUCUGGAGCCAGGGAGCCUGGGCGGGCUCAAUCUCAGCAGCCUGGCCAUCACCCACUGCAAUCUGAGCUCGGUGCCCUUCCAAGCACUGCACCACCUGAGCUUCCUCAGGGUCUUGGAUCUUUCUCGGAACCCCAUCUCGGCCAUCCCAGCACGGAGGCUCAGUUCCCUGGUGCGGCUCCAGGAGCUCCGACUGUCGGGUGCCUGCCUCACCUCCAUUGCGGCCCACGCCUUCCAUGGCUUGACAGCCUUCCACCUCCUGGAUGUGGCAGACAACGCCCUUCAGACACUGGAGGAAACAGCCUUCCCUUCUCCAGACAAACUGGUCACCCUGAGGCUGUCAGGCAACCCCCUGACCUGUGACUGCCGCCUCCUCUGGCUGCUCCGGCUCCGCCGCCGCCUGGACUUUGGCUCUACCCCACCUGCCUGUGCUGGCCCCCAGCAUGUCCAGGGGAAAAGCCUGAGGGAGUUUUCAGACAUCCUACCUCCAGGGCACUUUACCUGCCGACCAGCCCUGAUCCGAAAAUCUGGGCCGCGCUGGGUCAUGGCUGAGGAGGGAGGGCAUGCUGUUUUCUCCUGCUCUGGAGAUGGGGACCCAGCCCCCACCGUCUCCUGGAUGAGGCCUCAGGGGGUUCGGCUGGGGAGGGCUGGGAGAGUAAGGGUCCUCCAGGAUGGGACGCUGGAGAUCCGCUCUGUGCAGCUCCGGGAUAGAGGGGCCUAUGUCUGUGUGGUCAGCAACGUGGCGGGGAAUGACUCCCUGAGGACCUGGCUGGAAGUGAUCCAAGUUGAACCACCGAAUGGCACUCUCUCUGACCCCAACAUCACCUCGCCAGGGAUCCCAGGGCCUUUCUUUUUGGACAGCAGAGGCAUAGCUAUGGUGCUGGCGGUUGGCUUCCUCCCCUUCCUCACCUCGGUGACCCUCUGUUUUGGCCUCAUCGCCCUCUGGAGCAAAGGCAAAGGCCGGGUCAAACAUCACAUGACCUUCGACUUUGUGGCACCUCGGACCUCUGGGGACAAGAACUCUGGGGGUAACCGGGUCACUGCCAAGCUCUUCUGA